This is a messenger RNA of Vigna umbellata (rice bean), 2057 nucleotides long. NCBI's taxonomy places the organism in Eukaryota, Viridiplantae, Streptophyta, Magnoliopsida, Fabales, Fabaceae. The record is from RefSeq and is a predicted model, not a curated record.
AAAAAAAUGAAAUUGUUAGUAAAUAUCUGUAUAUACAUCACCAUGUUACAUGUAGGAAAGGACUAUUAAUCUUCUCCUUUUCUGUGCGAAGAUUAAUGCUUAUAAUAAUACUCACAAAACUGGAAUAAAGCUGCUUCUGUUCCCCGUGGCUGCUUCUUCUUCCUCUUUUUUUCUUUCUCUCUCUUUUCUCUCUGCUUCUGCUGCAAUUUCUUUCUCUUUUUUUUUUCUUUUGGUUACUUGUUUCUUGUCUUCCUUGGAGUCUGACCCUGUUGCCAGCUUUGACUCAAGAAGAUGUUUGUAAGAUAUCUCCUGAGAAUCAAUGGGUUGCAUUUUGCUUUUUGUACACUCUUUCAGGUGGCAUUGCUCUUGCUUGUGGCAUUGAGCAAUGCCGUGAGAGUUAGCGGAGAUGGUGGGCAAUGUGGUUCCAACCCAACACUAGACCCAAGACCACACAGUGUCUCCAUUUUGGAGUUUGGUGCGGUUGGAGAUGGUAGAACACUCAACACCAUUGCAUUCCAGAACGCCAUCUUUUAUCUCAAGUCAUUUGCCGAUAAGGGUGGCGCUCAGCUCUAUGUUCCUCCCGGUAAAUGGCUCACCGGAAGCUUCAAUCUUACCAGCCAUCUCACCCUCUUUUUGGAAAAAGGUGCUGUCAUUAUUGGAUCUCAGAAUCCAUCUCAUCGGGAUGUUGUUGAACCCUUGCCUUCGUAUGGCCGAGGCCUUGAAGUUCCCGGGGGAAGAUAUCAGAGCUUGAUAAAUGGAUACAUGUUACAUGAUGUGGUUGUAACAGGUAAUAAUGGAACCAUUGAUGGCAUGGGAAUGGUUUGGUGGGAGUGGUAUAGCUCCCAUUCCUUGAACCAUAGCCGUCCUCAUCUGGUUGAAAUUGUGGCAUCUGAUAAUGUGGUGGUUUCAAAUCUUACAUUCUUGAAUGCCCCAGCUUAUAGCAUACACCCAGUCUAUUGCAGCCAUGUACAUAUUCAAAAUGUUUCAAUCUCUGCUCCUCCAGAAUCCCCUUAUACUGUUGGUAUAGUGCCAGAUUCUUCUGAAUAUGUGUGUAUAGAAGAUUGUAUUGUUGGCAUGGGAUUUGAUGCAAUAUCUCUUAAAAGUGGCUGGGAUGAGUAUGGCAUUGCCUAUGGCAGGCCAACUGAGAAUGUGCACAUCAGAAGGGUGCAUCUUCAUGCAUUUUCUGGCUCUGCUCUUGCAUUUGGAAGUGACAUGUCUGGUGGCAUUUCAAAUGUUGUAGUGGAGCAUGCUCAUUUUAUGAAAUCAAACAGUGGCAUUGAGUUUAGAACCACAAGAGGAAGAGGUGGUUAUAUGAAAGAUAUUGUUAUAUCAGACAUAGAAAUGGAAAAUGUCCACACAGCAAUUGCUGCCACUGGUAACUGUGGUUCUCAUCCUGAUGACAAUUUUGAUCCAAAUGCACUCCCACUUUUGCAUCACAUCACAUUGAGGGAUGUCACAGGCACAAACAUUAGCAUUGCUGGAAACUUUGCUGGAAUAGAGGAAUCCCCUUUCACAUACAUAUGCCUUUCCAACAUAACCUUGUCAACAAAUUCUGUUUCUCCCAUGACAUGGGAAUGCUCAAAUGUGUCUGGAUUUUCAGACUCAGUGCUCCCAGAACCUUGUCCUGAACUUGGAAACCCCUCAUAUGAUUCUUCUUCCUCCUGUUUCUACCUUGUGAGUAUCAGUGGAAAAACUGCAGUGCAGUGAUAAUUCUUUCUCAAUACAACAAGAUUCUUAUUCUUAAGUUCCCUUUUGCUUGAUGUUGAUGAAGAAGUGAAUGGCCAUUUUCCAUCAAAGAUCAGACCACAUUCUUUCCAAUAAGACGGUUGUGAGGAUUAUUCAUUUUUUCAUCUCUUAGAUUUGCGUUCUUGCAUGUUCCUAUCAGCACAUUAUUUGUACAGCUUCAUUUCUUCAUUCAUGUGUAAGGAAAUUUUGGUAGUGCCAGCCACAGGAGGACUCAAAGUUUCAUAGUUUUGCAUUAGUGGAUUUGGAUGUAAAGCAUGUAGUGGAUUUGGUGAUACUUCAAUUAAACAAAGUUCAACUUUUUUUCAUCGUUA